This is a messenger RNA of Menidia menidia (Atlantic silverside), 900 nucleotides long. NCBI's taxonomy places the organism in Eukaryota, Metazoa, Chordata, Actinopteri, Atheriniformes, Atherinopsidae. The record is from the annotation of a GenBank genome assembly.
AUGUUUAACCGACAGAACAGCCUGUGGAUGGGUGACCUGGACCCGUACAUGGACGAGAACUUCGUCAAGCAGGCCUUCAGCGCCAUGGGAGAGUCACCGUUUGGAGUUAAGAUCAUCACUCACCGGAUAACAGGCGGCUCGGCAGGCUACUGCUUUGUGGAGCUGGCCGAUGAAGCAAGUGUCGACCGCUGUGUCCAAAAACUCAACGGGAAACUGGUCCCUGGAUCAAACCCGCCCCGGAAAUUUAAGCUAAACUAUGCCACGUACGGGAAGCGACCAGAGGCAGGGCCAGAGUUCUCGGUGUUUGUGGGCGACCUGGCCUCUGAGGUGGAUGAUUUCCAGCUCCAUCAAGUCUUUAAGAAGUACACUUCCUGCAAAGGGGCCAAAGUAGUGACAGACCAGUACGGGUACUCCAGAGGCUACGGCUUCGUCAAGUUCGGGGAGGAAAGUGAGCAGAAGAAGGCCAUAGAGGAGUGCCAGGGCACGGUGCUGGGAGGGAAGCCCCUCAGGCUCAGCAUCGCCGUGGCCAAGAGCCAAAAGAUGAGCAACUACCACGGGGCCCAGGGUCAGGGUUACCACGGCAACUACAACCAGGCCCAGCCCGGGUACUACGGCGGCCACCCGGGCGGCGGCCAGAGCGGCUACUACCCCCCGUGGGGGGGCUACGACCAGUACGGGGGCUACAACAACGGGGGCUACGGCGGGGGGGGCGGCUACAACAGCGGCUACAACUACAACUACGGGCCCUACGGGUACCCCCCCCCCGGCCCCAUGAUGCCCCCCCCGCCCAUGGGCAUGCCGCCCGCGCCCACAGACGGUGAGGAGCUGUAUGAGGCCAUGAUGUCCUCCCACUGGCUCCCCCUGGACUGUGUGGACUCCCCCAUCCCCCCCCUCUCCUGA